Messenger RNA from Nasonia vitripennis (jewel wasp), 4252 nucleotides. It is a transcript of the gene Prp39, whose product is annotated as pre-mRNA-processing factor 39. The transcript has 14 exons. Gene Ontology annotation, molecular function: protein binding. Gene Ontology annotation, biological process: mRNA 5'-splice site recognition; RNA processing. Gene Ontology annotation, cellular component: U2-type prespliceosome; U1 snRNP; commitment complex. Lineage: Eukaryota; Metazoa; Arthropoda; Insecta; Hymenoptera; Pteromalidae. The record is from RefSeq and is a predicted model, not a curated record. The coding region runs from base 85 to 3444 and encodes 1119 amino acids.
CGUGGUUCGCUAGCGCGGCAGUAGCGAUUGCGGUUUGCCGUGAGACUAGUCUGGACUUCGUGAGUUGCCCAGCGAUACGAGAACAUGUCGUCCUUAAGCGGUGACGAGAGCACCGAGGUCGUCGAGAACGAGCCAGUGAGGAGGACGAGGUCCGGACGUGCGGUCAAGGCUGUGACGGCUGCGUCUCCUGCUGUGAGCACUAAGAAAACGGCAGGCAAGAAAGCCGCGACCAGAGCCACUCGCAACACGAAGAACAUUCAAGAGGUCGAAGAGGAGAACAACACACCUGCUGCUGCAGAAGAGACUGGAGUACCCGAGAAUGGUGUGCAACAGCAGCAGGAACAGGAAGAGCAGCCAGAACAGCAGGAGGAAAUGACCAACGAAGAGCCAGACAGCUCAGCUGUUCAGUUGCACUUGGACGAGACACAGGAAGAACAUAUGGAGGAAGAAGCGAAUGACAACAUGGAGGAACCAGUGGACGAAAGCCAAGAACAGCAAGCUAUUGACAAUCAAGACGAACAGAUGAAAGCACUGCAGGAGGAAAUGGCUGAAGAGGAGGGUAUGCCAGCACCGGGAACUGUUCUGGAGACUGAGAAUCUGCCUGAAUUCGAUCCGGAAGAGAUGAACCAAGGGGAUGAGAAUCUAGCUGAAGAUAAUACUGCAAUGGAGACAAACAAUGCAGAAGUGGAGAAUAACGACUCCGAUCCGUUGAAGGUUAAGGAUCCGUCAGAGUUGAUGCAGGAAGACAACGCUGAUGAUCAUUGCAUAUUAAUAGAGGAUGACGUAGAUCAAAACUUUGGAAUGGAGGAUGUGCCAGACAACAUAGAUGGUAAUGAAGUUUCGCAAUUCGAUGAUAUAAGAAAUAAUGAAGAUUCAAAUACUAUACGCCAAGCAUCUGAUAUACUGCAAAAUGACCAUUCUAUGCAAGAUAGUGAGAUAAUAUCUGAUAAUGAUAAAUUUCGAAAUGAAGAUGUGGAAUUUAUUUCAGAGGGCAAUGAUAAUGCUGUUGAAAAUUACGCAGUGCACGACGAGAACAGCGAAGCCCAAGAAGUUAUAGAAAUAAGUGAUCAUGAAAGUGAAUCUGCUGUGAAAAAGAUUGAACCAGAUACGGAAGCGGUAUCCGAAGACGAACUCCCCACAGAAUCAACCAAGCGUUAUAAACACGAGAGUGAAGAUGUAGAGGAAGUGUCAGAGGACGAAUUUUUUUCCAAUGAGACUACACUUCAGGAACCUGAAACUGAAGCUGUGUCAGAUGAAGAGUUGCCGGCAGCUCAACCAGCUGAUCUCGGAGAAACCGAAUCCGUCUCUGAAGAUGAACUGCCCCUUGAAAGUGAGAGGAAGAGGAAGGGCAGCAAAAGUUCAAAGACCCCUGAGAAGAAAACCAAAUCUGACGCAGCGAGUAAGUCGGGCAAACGCAAGAGAACCAUCGAAGGUGAAUAUGAUCCUAGCUCACCAACUUCUGAAAAUAAUGACGAAACUCCUGCUAAAAAAGCAGCUAUUUCAGCAGAUGUUGACUCCAGUGACAAGUCUGAUGCUAAACCGGCUUCUCCGAAAAAGAAAUCGUUACCGGAAUUAGAAAAGUAUUGGAAAGCUGUUAAUGACGAUCCAGCCGAUUUUACGGGAUGGACAUACCUCUUACAAUACGUAGAUCAAGAGAAUGACGCGGAGGCAGCCCGCGAAGCCUAUAACAAAUUUCUGGAGCGGUAUCCGUAUUGCUACGGCUAUUGGCGCAAGUACGCCGAUUACGAGAAGAAAAAAGGCGAUCCCGAUCGAGUGCAAACGGUCUUCGACCAAGGUUUGAAAUCCAUUUCCCUCAGUGUCGACUUGUGGCUGCACUACAUCAAUCAUUGCAAAGUCGCUUUCGAAAAGGACGAGGAAAAAAUGAGAGAGCAGUACGAGCGGGCAAUCAAGGCUUGUGGACUCGAGUUCAGAUCGGACCGACUGUGGGAGAGUUACCUCAAAUGGGAAACGGAUAACAAGCGCUACAGCAAAGUGAUGGGCAUCUAUGACAGACUACUGACGACGCCGACCCUCGGCUACAUGUCGCAUUUCGAGUCCUUCCAGGAGUUUGUCACGACCAAUAGUCCGAACAAAAUUCUUAACGUGGACGAUUUCCUGGCGUUGCGUGCCGAGGUCAAGGCUAUCCUCAAACCAGACGAAUCGGCAUCCGACGACGUUCCUCCGGGCGAAGACCUGCCAACCACGGAUACGCCGCCCACCGACGAGGAAACCCGCGCUAUCCGUGAGAAAAUCAUCAGCAGCAGAAGAAAGAUGCACAAGUCCAACGUCAACGCCGUGGCUGCGAGGUGGACUUUCGAGGAGGGGAUUAAAAGGCCUUACUUCCACGUAAAACCUUUGGAAAGGUGUCAGUUGAAGAACUGGAAGGAAUAUUUGGACUACGAAAUUGAGCAAAAGGAUCAACAACGUAUCAUUAUUCUGUUCGAAAGAUGUCUGAUCGCAUGUGCUUUGUACGACGAAUUCUGGAUGAGAUUCGUGCGUUUCCUGGAGUCAGUGAAGGGAGAGAACGCGGACAAAAUUCGCGAUGUAUAUACUAGAGCGUGCACGGUUCACCAUCCUAAAAAGCCGAACCUACACUUGCAAUGGGCUACAUUUGAAGAGAGCCAGGGCAAUUUCGAUAAAGCCGCCAGCAUCUUAGAGAACAUUGACAAUGUUAUUCCUAAUAUGCUUCAAAUCGCGUAUCGCAGAAUAAAUCUCGAACGCAGGCGAGGUGACUUGGACAAAGCUUGCGCUUUGUAUGAAUCAUAUAUUAAUAGCAGUAAAAACAGGACUAUUGCAAAUAAUAUAGUUGUAAAGUACGCUAGAUUUUUAUGUAAAAUUAAGAAUGACACGGACAAAGCAGUCAAAGUUUUAGUCAAGGCGACGGAGAAAGACAAAGACAAUCCGAGAUUGUAUCUGCAGUUAAUCGACCUUGGCCUUCAAAGAAACCCUAUUGAUACUCAAGAGGUCAUCAGUUACAUGGACCUGUUCAUAGAUCGCGAGCAUGCCGAUGCGGAACAGCGCGUUCUUUUCGCACAACGUAAAGUCGAAUUUUUAGAAGACUUCAGUACUGACAUUCGGCAAGUUUUGAAAGCUCACGAGCAAUUCCAAAAAUGCAUAAAGCAAGCUAAAGAAAGAAAGAAGACGAAAGGCGAUGACAGUAAAGCUGAUGCAUCGCCGGCAAAGAAAACCAAAACAGACACUUCUAGCGUGCCUCCGGCUCAAGCACAGUCCUACCAGUACGGCAGUAGUACGGCACCGUAUCAGUCACAGCAACAAUUCCAAAGUGGCCAGUACGGUAGCCAGAGCGGCUACCAGCAAGGCUACCAGCAAUAUCCGCCUCCCUCGGAUCCUAACUAUGCUAACUAUCAGAACUGGCAGUACGGUCAAAGUGGUCCACAGGCUUAUGCCCCAUACAAUCAGUGGGGCUCCUACAACUACUACUAAGGAUUCUCUGUCAAGAUGACUCGCUGUACAGUCUCGCCGGUUUGUGCACGGCGUAUCACUUUUUCACAAAAGAGAGAUUGGGGUUGUCGCGAGAUAAUUGUACAUGUGUGUACGCAAACAAAGGUCAUGAAAGCACGGUUUUCUCGAAUUGAUUUUCUCGGUAUCGAUGACGAUGCCAUACUUCUGUGUAUAUUAGCGUUUUCUCUACAUGGUAUUUAAUAGAUUAAAUGUGUAAAGUUUUUCUUUCGAAAGCUCGGCAUUCGGGGCACAAAUUAUUUUACUAUUUGCUUUUUAGAUGACAAAUGUCGCCUUGUUAAUUGUUUCAGGUUUCACUAUUUUUUAUCGUAAAGCCGAAAGAUCAUGAUGCGUGAAUCGCGAAAUUGAAGAAUUUAAUAAUCUCUGAACUGAGAGAAAGAUAUAAGUAUAUUCGCUUCGAUAAAGAUGACGGUAUUACGCAUGUGACACAGUGCGCGAUACCUAGUUGAGACACUUGAGACAAGCUUAAAAAGUGUAUUACAAGCGCAUUAUUUUAUUUGUCCACGCGUCAUUACGGAUUAAUUUUGCAAAGACGCGUUUGAUUCAUACGGUAAGAAAUAAGCAAAAGUAGAUUUGGAUAUAUUUGAAAAAUGUUUAGAAGAUAACAUCUCAUUUAAUCUAUGACUUCAAGAGCGUAUUUUGAGGACCUAGUUGAAUAAAUGAAUCGUUUCGGAUUAAUUUUCAAUUCGUAUGAAAUUCCUGUAUAGUCUUCGUGUAACUGUAUCAUGAAGUAUAUGAUUAAAUAAACUUUUUUUUAUCUGAAAGUUGCAAA